Molecule: messenger RNA, 4439 nt
Organism: Paralichthys olivaceus (Japanese flounder)
Lineage: Eukaryota; Metazoa; Chordata; Actinopteri; Pleuronectiformes; Paralichthyidae
Gene: csnk1g2b
Product: casein kinase 1, gamma 2b
Biological process (GO): peptidyl-serine phosphorylation; positive regulation of canonical Wnt signaling pathway; signal transduction
Cellular component (GO): cytoplasm; plasma membrane; nucleus
Molecular function (GO): ATP binding; protein serine/threonine kinase activity
Source: RefSeq, a predicted model, not a curated record
UCGGGUUUUAAUCAGGCGCUGAUGGGGCCGAGAGGAACGCUGUGUUUGGUAGGAGCUAGCCUGGUUAGCUGUGUGACAUGCCGACUGAGCUGUAGCAUGAGGGCACAUCUCUUCUUUAGAUUCAUUCUCUCUGCAUUGCGACGUGUUUAUAAACCACAAGAAGUGAGUUCGAUAGAAACGAACUGAGCUGCGAUUGAACGACACCAGGCUGACGGGAGCUAGCUAACCAACGCGAGGAUUGCCAGAGAACAUUUGGCCUUGUCCGCCGAACCAGCUGGGAUAUCCAUCAAAUCCAUCUGUUACCCGUCUUUCUCAUCGCCCUGUUCUCUCAACUUCGGGUUGCCUUGUCUUUUGUGGCCCUGCAACAUGGAGUCUAACCACGGUGUCACUGAAGGCUGACCAGAAGGAAUGAGGCACUCCAGGAGAUGUUUCCAAAUCGGCGUGUGGAUGCAGUAGCUGGGUUUUGGAGUGCUUUUUUAUGACUAGCAUUGUAUGUGCAUCUGUGGGCACCGCCUAGCAUAACCUGCCUAUUCCUCAGGCAGGGAAAUGCUACUCUGAGACUGGUGCUGGAGACACGCACAAGAAAAGAGCCCCUCCAGUAAACAAGGAACACGAAGAAAAAAGGGAACCCUCAGCAAAAGAGCUGUCUUGAUCGACGCACUUCAACUGUAGUUUGAGCUUGUUUUCUCAAUGGUCUUGUGAACCAUUGCACAUUUUAGCAGCAAACACCUUUCCUCUGUCCUGUGAGAUUUAUCCUCCUCCCUCUCUCUAAAGUGAUCUCAGUCAUUGUCAUUGGGAUUUCUAUGGUUUGCAUGGCUGGAGAAUAACCGUGGAGAGGCCAGGGUAUCACAAGCUUAUGGAUUUUGACAAGAGAGGGGGCAAGGGAGAGACAGAGGAAGGGAAAAAGAUGUCUAAGACAGCAGGCAGCAGGACUGGACAUGGGGGCCGGAGUUCAGGGACCAAUUCUGGAGUUCUUAUGGUUGGUCCAAACUUCCGUGUGGGCAAAAAAAUUGGCUGCGGGAACUUUGGCGAGCUGCGGCUGGGAAAAAAUCUCUAUACUAAUGAAUAUGUGGCCAUCAAAUUGGAACCUAUAAAGUCGAGGGCGCCACAGCUCCAUUUGGAGUAUAGAUUUUACAAACAGUUGGGAAAUUCAGAGGGAAUCCCUCAGGUGUAUUACUUUGGUCCUUGCGGGAAAUACAACGCCAUGGUGCUGGAACUGCUCGGACCCAGUCUAGAGGACCUGUUUGACCUCUGCGACCGCACCUUCUCCCUCAAGACCGUCCUCAUGAUAGCCAUACAGCUGAUAACACGGAUGGAGUUUGUCCACACCAAGAGUCUGAUAUACAGAGAUGUGAAGCCAGAGAACUUCCUGGUUGGGCGGCCGGGAAGCAAGAGGCAGCACACCAUCCACAUCAUCGACUUUGGUCUGGCCAAAGAGUACAUAGACCCUGAGACCAAAAAACACAUCCCUUACAGGGAGCACAAGAGUCUGACUGGGACGGCACGCUACAUGAGCAUCAACACACACCUGGGAAAAGAGCAAAGCAGAAGGGAUGAUUUGGAGGCGCUGGGUCACAUGUUUAUGUACUUCCUCCGAGGUAGCCUCCCGUGGCAGGGCCUAAAGGCGGACACUUUGAAGGAGAGGUAUCAGAAAAUUGGCGACACCAAACGAGCGACACCAAUUGAAGUGCUUUGUGAAAGCUUCCCUGAAGAGAUGGCCACCUACCUGCGCUACGUGAGGAGGCUUGACUUCUUCGAGAAGCCUGAUUACGACUACUUGAGAAAGCUCUUCACUGAUCUGUUCGAUAGGAAUGGCUACGUCUUUGACUACGAGUAUGACUGGGUCGGCAAAUCACUUCCCACACCGAUAGGCCCCAUCCCCAGUGACAUGCCCCUGCAGCCCAGCAGAGACAAAGCACAACAGCAGACCAAAAACCAGUCUCCCGAGCCCAAAGGAAGUGAGUCUCAGCCCACUCCCGUGACCAAUAAGGAGACUCUGGGGUCGCACCUCACAGCUGAGCGGCUGGGGGGCUCUGUUCAGGUGAUGAGCUCAACGAAUGGCGAGCUGAACACUGACGACCCCACAGCUGGACACUCCAACGCUCCCAUCACCGCUCCCACCGAGGUCGAAGUGGCUGACGAAACCAAGUGCUGUUGUUUCUUCAAAAGAAGAAAGAGGAAAGCCCUCCAGAGGCACAAGUGAAGAAGAGAACGGAGAGAACUUGAAACAUUGUGGUCACUGUCAAGUUUUAAAUGGAAGCAACUACACAGACCCUCCCCCCCCCCGCCUCUUCUCUCUUUCCAGCUUCCCUUCCUCACCUCUUUACCCCUCUCCCCUCACUCCCCCCCUGUCACUUUGUAUCCCCCACCCCCCUCCCCACCAUGCUCUCUCUUUCUCGUUCUCAGUGCUCCCCGGCUACCGGCGAGUUAAAGGAAUGUUGCGGACUCCACAACAGACUCUGAUUCCUUUUAUCGACGAAAAUAAACGUACCUGCAUUACAACGGGGGGGGGGGCUCGAGAGAAAACGUUAAAAAAAAGCUGUAACAAUGAAACUCGAAUACCGUGGCGUGAAUAUGAAAAAAGAUACUGUUUGAAACAGUUGUUGUAUUCUAGAUUCCAUAACGGACGUGUAUUGUUCCAACAGUCAGCUGUUGAUCAGGGGGAAUCGUUCAAGUGAAAGAAAUCUGCUCCUUAGGAAAAUGUAUUUUCUUUUUUUCUUUUUUUUCUUCUUCCUUUGGUGUGUGUUUUGGGAUCAAGGUUAAGAGGAAAGGUGAACUAUGCUGAUGUUAAUAUGAGCGACACCGGAAGCAUUUCAUCUACUGUAUGAAACAGAAUUUGGAGGAUUUUUAUGUAAGUUUUCUUCUUAUUUUGUAAUUGAAUCCUCAGUUUUCGAAGUCAAAUUCCUGCAUUGAAAACUUUCUUUUAUGUUGUAGUGUUCUGGAGUUCAGUUCUUUUUCCUCACUCUGGCUUUCUUUUUGUCUGUCAACAUGGACUUUGUAGCACAGUCACUGGCCUCAGGUACUGUGGAAGAUCGAGAGAAACAGAUAUUAAGCUCUCUUAUUAUUCUUGCACUUUUGGAAAAAAAAAAAGAUUAAGAAAAAUUACAGUGGAAAACUUUAGGUUUGAAAUUAACAAUUAAGAAAACAAACUUAAUAAAGACUGAUCUAGGAAGAGUCCUUCACAACGCUUAUAUCGGAGUUAUGGUCGGAAAAAUGUUGUUGAUUUACAUGAAAAGAGAAAGAUAUGUCUUUCGAUUUUUAUUUCUUACAUCAAAAAUAAUUUACCAGGAAAUCAUAGUUUGUGCCUUUCUAAGUAAAAUGUUUAAAGCUCAAGUGAGUGUCCCGCUAUGACAUUUUAUCUAAUCUGUCCCAAAUGCUCUCUGGAUUACUGUGUGUAUGUCUGUUUAUGUGUGCGUGGAUGAAAAUCCGGAGGUUUUUGUAAGUGAACUUGACUGUAUGACUACACAUCCCUUAUUAUCACCUCGUCUUAUCAGAAUACUGUGCGUCCUCUUCCUGAGCUGUGACAAUCAACACAUCUGUACAGUGGUGGUGUGUGGUUCAGAGACAGAACAGGACUGUGUGUGUGUGUGUGUGUGGCUCAGACAUCCAGCAGACACGUGUCCAAAUCUGUCUGAGCUACCGUUUCAUUUUGUCAUGAGGUCACAGACAUGUUUAUAAGGUACGUCGUCAUGUCUGUGAAAUGAUUAGACUGUUUCUAAACCUUGAAAAGAGAAAAAAACAACAUUCACUGGAUUGGAAAAAUAAUAUUCACUGUUUGAGUUCCUUGCUGUUGUAAACAACUGCAGCUUCAUCAUGUACUUUAUCUUUUCAAUCAUUUACUUUCAUGUGCGUCCUUUUUGGUGCUCUGUGUUCAGGAUUGUGUGCAGCCAGUUUUAAAUCUCCCCUUAAGCCUUUAGAGUCAUCAACUUGUACGGCCCUAAGUUAUUGAAGGGAGUACUCCAGUGAUUUUUAAUAUUUUAUUAAACGUGGGCACGAGUGCUCGUUUAAAAAAAACAGAUAAAAUAAUGCUAAUGGGUAAAAUCAAGGCAGCGGGAGCCAAGAUGUCCUGAUUUGACUUCCUGCCGGAGACGACCUGCAGCCACAGCCAGAGUUUCACUCCUGACUCCUGUUCUCACGACCCUGACUCUGUUUUUGUUGGAGCAGCCCAAGUUUCUAAAGUGUGAAAUCCACAUACAAAUGUAUAUAGACAGUAAAUACUUGUAUUCAUGGGCUGAAUCAAUGUUUAAUGAUGCAUUUUGUUUGUUUCAGCCUGAUUUCGUUGUGAUCAUCUUGGCUCGAUUACUCUCUUCUUGCUCUGAUUACAUUCACUGUGUUAUAAUGCAGAAUAAUAAUCAAAUAUUAGUGGCCUCAAACGUACCACGUUGACCAGCAGCCAUUAAUCAAGUUACUUUGCUGCAAAUAAAAAUAAUAUUUUCCAG